Messenger RNA from Alosa alosa (allis shad), 2739 nucleotides. It is a transcript of the gene chs2, whose product is annotated as chitin synthase chs-1. Gene Ontology annotation, molecular function: chitin synthase activity. The transcript has 12 exons. The record is from RefSeq and is a predicted model, not a curated record. The coding region runs from base 1 to 2739 and encodes 912 amino acids. NCBI's taxonomy places the organism in Eukaryota, Metazoa, Chordata, Actinopteri, Clupeiformes, Clupeidae. Gene Ontology annotation, cellular component: cell septum; cell periphery.
AUGCCACAUUUCGACAUCAUCACCAACGUGAUGCUGUUGAACAGCGUCAGUGUCCUUUCUGCAGUGUUCCAGGUGUGGGCCGGGUGCAUCGCCCAAGAGAGGAAGAGGAUCAUUGCCAUCCCCAUCAUGGCUAUUGUGCUGAUCUUACUGGGGUACUUGCUCUUUGCUCUUGGCUUUCUCCUAGAAAAAAGGAAUGAUCCUCAGAUCGAGACUCAAGUCGCAAUAUCGGUGAGAACAGCCAUACUUGGGUCCGUCCUCGUCUCUCUAAACUGGUGGGAGAACUACACCACCCUCUUUAACAUUACCUUCUUAGAGAACAUGUCGAAGGACAUUGCCAAAUCUCGGAACAUGAUAGUGUCCUCUGCGUUGUGUCAUUGGUUUGUGGUGGUGGCCUGCAAGAUGCACGCCCUGAGAAGUAGCUUUGCCGUGCCCAUGUACUUGGCUUCAGUGGCCGUCCUAGCUGUAAUCUUGGGUCCAAUGAUCUUCAUUUAUAGAACAUCGGAAGACACUACUACUCACUGUGAGAACCUGAAAGACAUCCAAAUCUUCAACAAAACCUUCAAAGGUCCAGAAUGGGCCUUGAAGCUAGUGGUCGACAACACACAAACGCUGUGUGCCCGGAAUGAUGUGCAGGAGCUGGACAAGGCCACCCUCGCUUUCCUGGGCAGCUCCACCAUUAACUGGUGGUUGGGGCUCAUCCUGAGCACCAUCUACAUCUGGUUCCUGCGCAUUCAGCGCAUCGAGAGAACCCAAGGCCUGUUUGUCAGGAGGCUCUAUGAAGGUCCUUUUCUAGAACAGUCCAUGUUGCUCAACACACGAUUUGAGAUCUUGAAAAUAAACAAGUCUAAAAGAUUGGACAAGUACAGGCCGAAGGGGAACCCGAGCAAUGAUGUGGGUUUUGAGUUCCACAUCUUCUUCGAUGAUGCUUACAAAGACGUUACAGACAGCUGUGGACGGCAUGUGAACGAGUACGCAGAAACUGUAGUGGAAGUACUAAGGGAGGUGUACAUAGUCUUCAGUGAGGAUGACCCGAGUCUAUUCAAACAGAGGCCUCUGCUGCCCAGUCAGAAGAUCAUCAACACACCGUAUGGCGGGCGGCUUCAGUACAUUCUGCCCAAGGGCAACACCCUCAUGGUGCACUUCAAGGACAAGCUGCUGAUUCGGCACAAGAAGCGGUGGUCACAGAUAAUGUACCUCUACUAUCUGCUUGGCUGGAGAUUAAACAACAAGUAUGCUAGAGUUUGGGCAGGUUUGGGCAGGGCAGGUUUGGGCAAGUUUGAUCAAGGAAUAGAUGAGAAGACUCUGGCAGAGGAACUAAAGAGAGAAAAGGACAACACGUACAUCCUGGCAUUGGACGGGGACACUGAUUUUCAGCCAUGUGCAGUGAUGCUUCUUGUCGACCGGCUGAAGCAGUACUCAGAGGUGGGCGCAGCCUGUGGCAGGAUUCACCCUACUGGCUCAGGUCCCAUGGUGUGGUACCAGAAGUUUGAGUAUGCGGUGGGCCACUGGAUGCAGAAGACCGCUGAGCAUGUGAUGGGUUGUGUGCUCUGCAGCCCCGGCUGCUUCAGCCUGUUCAGGGCCUCGGCCCUCAUGGACGACAACGUCAUGAAGAAGUACACCACCAAAGCCACCGAGGCAGGCCACUACGUGCAGUAUGACCAAGGUGAGGACCGCUGGCUGUGCACCCUGCUGUUGCAGCAGGGCUGGAGGGUGGAGUACAAUGCGGCGGCGGACGCCUACACCAACGCCCCGCAGGACUUCAAGGAGUUCUAUAACCAGCGGCGCCGCUGGGGGCCCUCCACCAUGGCCAACACCAUCGACCUCCUGGGCUCUGGCAAACUCACCUCCCAGAAGAACAGCUCCAUCUCUAUGCCCUUCAUCCUCUACCAGAUCAUCACCAUGAUGGCCUCCAUCUUGGGCCCGUCCACCAUCUGCCUCAUGAUCGCAGGAAGUUUGAUCUAUAUUUUCAAACUUGAAGCCAAUCAUGCCUUGAUAAUUGCAGUAGUGCCCCCUGCUGUCUACCUCGGGCUCUGCUUCAAACUGAAAUCAGACACACAGAUCAAAGUAGCUGGGGUGAUGAGCAUCGUAUAUGCCUUAUUCAUGACAGCGACAAUUCCAACAAUCAUUGGUCAGAUGGUGGAGGAGCAGACGUUUGUGACGCCCGCAGGCAUAUUCUUCAUCAGCAUGGUGCUGAUGUACGUCAGCGCAGCUGCGCUGCACCCCCAGGAGUUCUCCCUGGUGGUGUACGGCCUCCUCUACUUCCUGUGCAUCCCCAGCGGCUACCUGCUGCUCACCAUCUACUCCAUCGUCAACAUGAACAACGUGACGUGGGGCACGCGGGAGAGCGGGGGUGGUGCGGCCAAGACUCCUCUGGCGGCCCUGCAGCGGCGCACCCUGCAGGCCAAACUCUGCGAAUGUCUCUGCUGUAGGGCCCCCCCCGAGGAGGAACCCAAGCAAGACAUGGUGGCUCAGACAAUGGCAGGAACUGAAAUGCAAGAACUGGAUGACUACCAUGACUGUAAACCACAAGAGAGAAUUUAUACCAUGAUCCAUUAUGUGUCAUUUAUUGACACUGAGACCAAAUCUGGGCGAAAGUUACAGAAGCAACAAUCCUCUGAUGAGCUUGAUGAGCAGGACCCUGACAUCCUAGAAGCACAUCUUUACAAAAAUGGGCUGGGCCAGGAAGCACUAUGCUUCCAGAACCCAACAGCAGUGGAGCGCUCAGUGAAGCUGGUGUAA